CCCUUCGACAGGAACAAGAGACCACCACCAACAAACAAGACACGCACCCACCCACACGCACAUCACGCACAUAAUACAAGCACAAGCACACAAAAAAAAAAACCCCCCACGAUGGCGACUGCUACCAACAACGCCCGCGACUGGGCUGACGACGACGACAACGAGGAAGUGCCAACCACCCUCCCCCCCGACGAGACUAUCCAGAACCGCGACGGAACCAAGACAGUCAUCUCGUAUCGCAUCGACGACCAAGGGCGAACCAUCAAGACAACCCGUCGCAUCCGCAUGAUCACGCACCGCGAGGUAGUCAACCCGCUCGUCGCGAUGCGCAAGAAGUGGCCCAAGUUCGGUCUCUCCGCCAACGACGGCGCGGGCCCGGCCCCCGACACCACCUCGGUCGGCGAGAAUAUCAUCUUCCGGCCCAGCGCCAACUGGAAGCAGGAGGCCCAGAACGAGGCCAACGACCCCAACGCCCAGAGCCUGAAGCAGAAGCUGGCCGGCUCGAAAGUCAAGUGCCGUAUCUGCAACGGCGAGCAUUUCACGGCCCGUUGCCCCUACAAGGACACCAUGGCUCCCGUCGGCGGCGAGGCGGACGUUGCUGCGGGCAUGGGUGACGAGCCCUCUGCCGGCGGCGCGAGCAGGGCUGGUGAGGGGGAGGCUGGUAAGAAGGGCAGCUAUGUCCCGCCUGCUCUGCGGAAGGGCGGUGCUGGUGGCGAGGGCGAGAAGAUGGGUGGCAAGUACAGCGACCGCGACGACUUUGCCACACUUCGUGUCACAAACGUCUCCGAGAUGGCCGAGGAGCAGGAGCUUCGCGAUAUGUUCGAGCGCUUCGGCCGCGUCACCCGCGUCUUCUUGGCCAAGGACCGUGAGACCGGUCGUGCUAAGGGCUUUGCUUUCAUCAGCUUCGCGGACAGAGAUGAUGCUGUCAAGGCAUGCAACAAAAUGGACGGCUUUGGAUUCAAGCACUUGAUCUUGAAGGUGGAGUUCGCUAAGAAGGCCUAAGGAGGAGGCAGGCCGGCAGGCAAGCAGGCAGGCCCGUUUCAUAAGGAAAGCUAAGGACUAUGCAGCGCCUCUCUGAUCGUUCACGUGGAGCGCAUGACUUGUUUGAGCAUGCGCAUUUUUGGGCCCGUGAGAUGACCGCUGGUACUCGGCAGGGCUCCACAGUCUGGAGCUAUAAGGGAAUCAAAAUAGAUGGCUUGGAUUUGGGGGAAUGCAAAUUAUUCAUGUUUGAAUCAGUUUCUUGCCUUUUCCUGCCAGGUCGAACUCGGGAAGUCAGAAAAAUGUUGUGACUGCUUAAUGGCUUAACUAUCUAUCCCCACUUGAGAUCAUAUCAUAGCGAGACUGAGGGCAGCCGGGUCGUCUUGCUCCUGGAAUUUAACCAUUUCUGAUGGAAGGGAGGUGUACCAGCGAGUACCAUGGUAUAACUUCACGACAUAUGUAUGCAUUACGGAUAUUCGUUGUCAUUGGAAUUAUCCUAGUGGUGGUAUUAUCAACCAUUAUCCUCCCU
Cryphonectria parasitica EP155 is the source of this 1507-nucleotide messenger RNA. RefSeq lists its product as uncharacterized. The record is from RefSeq and is a predicted model, not a curated record. The transcript is spliced from 2 exons. NCBI's taxonomy places the organism in Eukaryota, Fungi, Ascomycota, Sordariomycetes, Diaporthales, Cryphonectriaceae. Bases 112 to 1002 code for a protein of 296 amino acids. Gene Ontology annotation, molecular function: translation initiation factor activity; RNA binding. Gene Ontology annotation, cellular component: cytoplasm; eukaryotic translation initiation factor 3 complex.